Saccostrea cuccullata (small rock oyster) is the source of this 1308-nucleotide messenger RNA. RefSeq lists its product as uncharacterized. The record is from RefSeq and is a predicted model, not a curated record. The coding region runs from base 1 to 1308 and encodes 435 amino acids. The transcript has 4 exons. NCBI's taxonomy places the organism in Eukaryota, Metazoa, Mollusca, Bivalvia, Ostreida, Ostreidae.
AUGGCGAGAAUCAUUUCUAUAAAUAUUCUCCUAACCGGAUGUUGCGAAUGUUUUCUUGGAAAAGAAUUUUUAUUCGGUACAUUCUCACUAGAUGAAAUGGAAAAUCAAUCAUUCAUUAUCUUUAAUCCUUCUUUGGACAAAAUUGCGACUGUAAACAUUACAAGGGAAGGCGUUUCUACUGUUGAACAAGUUCAACCAAAACAAUCCUUUCAUGUAAAUGGAUUAGCAAGCAAUGACUCUAUUUUAGUGCAUUCGAACGAAUACGUCUCACUUCAAGGGCUGUUUGGUUCUCACAAUAUUCAAUACAGCAUUCUUCCAAUAUCAUCCCUUGGAACAAAUUACAUCUUGGUCUACGGUGUAAAUUUCAAUGCUUCGGAAACCGUUUGCAGUAUAACAGCGCUUCAUGACCAAACAGCUGUAGAAAUCAUAAUGCCCCACAAUGGAACAUUUCCUAACUCAACAAUCUUCCCUUCCAUUAAUACCCAAACGAUGACAUACAUGGAAAAUAUUCAGAUCCAAGGUUUAUAUAACGUCUCAAUAGCGGCUUCUGCAUUGAUAUCUGUCGUGUGCGGCGAGAAGGAUCGAAUCAACAAUAUCCGCGUUCACCUGCCGCCCACAGAUCUCUGUAUUGUGACGUCAUAUGUCGUCCCUUGCUUUGACAUCAGCAAGGUUCCUCCAGGAGAGGUGCAUGUAAGAAUCAUUAAGAUAUACCCCCUUUACAAAGACACUACGGAUAUAUACAUUGACGGGUCACGUGAUAAUAAAACAAAUCAAGAGAAGUCAAUGAAUAGGUCUUUUAGUAUAACUGCCAGUAACCCAUUUUGUGUCCGAUCUCACAUUCGAAAGUGGAAAUAUGGAGCUUUGACUUUUGUUAAUGACAAUUUUCAAUUCCCUAUCAAAGUCGACAAUUCAACCACUCCUUGCUUACAAACACAGCAGGAUCUCAAUGAUACACUUUCAGAGAACAACAAUACAAAGAUUUGUAUGUGUCCUUGUAAAGCUAAACCAGAAUGGCACAAUUUAAGUGACGUUGAAUUCUCUCGUUGGCUUGAGGGAUAUAUAGUGGCGACUAGAAAGGAACUUGUUCUCCGGAAAAAAGAGCUGACAUCUUCAAAAAGACAAAAAAUCAGCGCCUCCGACCCACGGACCUCUGCCAAGAGCAUCGGAGUUGUUGGUGUGGUCAUUAUUUGUGGCAUUGUGUGUACAUUAAUAUCAUUUGAUUGUCCCAGGUUCGUAAAAAGUGUCCAAUUGUUUGAGGAAAGGUAUCAGACUAACCGAUAUGGUAAACAAUUGGGACAUCCGAAAUAA